Messenger RNA from Eurytemora carolleeae, 2086 nucleotides. RefSeq names its product dual oxidase maturation factor 1. The transcript is spliced from 6 exons. Gene Ontology annotation, biological process: protein transport. Bases 334 to 1980 code for a protein of 548 amino acids. Lineage: Eukaryota; Metazoa; Arthropoda; Copepoda; Calanoida; Temoridae. The record is from RefSeq and is a predicted model, not a curated record. Gene Ontology annotation, cellular component: endoplasmic reticulum membrane.
AUAGUGGAGUAGCAGAGAACUACUAGUUUAAACUGAUCUUUUAUCAUCAUGCUUCCUUAAACAAGGAAUUAAACUUGUGCUCCGGGUUCAGUGUAGAGUUAGACUAGAGCAGAUCAAGGUUAGAGAGAAACAUAAGUCCUCUCCCCCAGUGAAUGGUUAUUUAACGGAAUGAGCUGAAUCUAAUUUAUUGUGAAUAAAGUUUGAGCUGUGAGCGUAUCAUAUUGUUGAUACAGAUAUCUAUCUCUAACGUAUCCUUCAUGUAGAAUGGGUUGAAAUCAUCAAGUAUCUCGCCUUACACACUCAACAGAAGUGUGUGAGGCGAGGUAUUGAAAGAUGAUGCGAGGGUGGUUUGAUGCAUUUCGUGAGAAUGGAGGUCCAACCCUCUACUCAUACACAAACCGUACUCCUGUCACAGCUGACGUGAGCACCCUCACCCUCUACAUCGUGUUCGUCACCUUGUUCCUGGCCUUCCUUAUCAUCUUCCCUGGAGUAAGAAGGCAGAGGUUCACCACAUUCACCAGUGUUGCUCUUUCUCUGUUUGUCGGAACCGCUAUACUAGUCGGUCAGCAUGGAUCAGGUUGGCAUACAGCAGAAUCCCAGAUAUCCACAGCAUACAGAGCAUUCUCUAGAGAGAAGAUAAACGCUGAUAUUGGGAUUAAUAUUGGUCUCAACAGUGUUAAUGUUACACUCAGAGCUCUUCCCAUCCACAACCAUUCCAGUAGUAUUGAUUACAAUGAGAGGUUCCAUUGGACCGGAGCUAGCCAAAUGAAGAAAGAAUACAAUAAAGCCCUUGUUAAGGGACUACCCUUUCCUAUUCUAACUGUCGGUGAGUACUUUACUGUAGAUGCUGAAGGUUUCUGUUGGGGUCGGAGCUACAGACAGGCUGGAUACUAUACUUCUAUAUUUCUCUGGAUGGCCUUUGCUUUGUGGUUACUCUCCAACCUUCUCCUUGUUGUGGUUCCUAGAUACGGAGCUUAUCUGGUCUUUCUCACAGGACUCACCCUGCUCUUUACUAACUUCCUUUACUCCCAACUCCUUCCUUCAACUCCUCUCCAGAUCAGGAUGGAGCAGACCAUUCUCAUGUUCUCCUUCGGCUGGAGCUUCUGGUUGGUCAUGGUUGCCGGCGUUCUCUGCGUUCUACUCGGUGGAGCUGUUUCAUUGAUUGAUUUGAUCUAUCCUCACAAGUUUUCCACUAUCCUUGAGGUAGAUUUUGGAACUCCCUUCGACCGACACACAAUCAUUGAAGACUCCCAUGAGACGAAGAAGAAGAAGAAAGCUGUUCCACGUCUAGAGGAGCCUCCAAGUGCAGGAUUAGGAACAAGGUUACUCCGAAGACUGUCUAAGAGAGACCGGGACGGUAGAUCAGCUCACCCUGAGGGUUUGGACAACUAUGCAUUUGAAAUGGAAGCACCUAAAUCCCCUUGGAGAUAUCCUCAUCUAAUGUUCAGAGACUCAAGAAAAAACAACAAAUCAGUUUCGUUCAGACAACAUGGCAGAAACCAUCUUGACCUACCCGGAGGAGGAUUUAACGAUUUUGGAAAACAUCUCCGAAGAACGGACAGUAAGGAAAGCUCCUGCUCCAGUAUUAGCUCUGCACUGGCUCCAAACUCCCAGGACUUAAGACCAACCCUCUCCGUCCCUGCCUUCCAUGAACAUUUCAAUAAGUUCCGGAGAACAGAUUCCGAGUCAAGUGGAUCCAGCUUCGCUAGUCUAGGGAUGAGUAUCCUAUCUAGAGGCGGGAGCAGGAAAGCUGGGAGGAAUGAAGAAGGAGCUUGGAGCACGCCUACUCCGGAGAGAGGAAUAGAACGGGCAGAUAGUGCUCAGAGUAUAGCAAGCAAUCAAACCCAAGGAAGAAAAGAUUCUGCGGAGGCAAAACGAGGAGACGAGGUUGCCAUUGUUGUCAGCCAUAGAAAGGAUUCUAUAACUAACGCAGUCAGGAGAAGUUCUGGAGAGCAUAUCCGUCCUGAGAACAACUGGUGAAAUUCAACCAUAAUGAAAAGAGAUGAUAUUCGUAUAAUUUAUUCAUGUAAAUCUCUGUGUAAUUUGAUAAUUAUUUAAAUAAAUCUGAAGUUAUGUAUAAAUGGAA